This is a messenger RNA of Besnoitia besnoiti, 999 nucleotides long. RefSeq lists its product as uncharacterized. Lineage: Eukaryota; Apicomplexa; Conoidasida; Eucoccidiorida; Sarcocystidae. Gene Ontology annotation, cellular component: membrane. The record is from RefSeq and is a predicted model, not a curated record. The coding region runs from base 1 to 999 and encodes 332 amino acids. The transcript has a single exon.
AUGAAGGCCGGACAACUCAGGGCGGUGGCAUGGGUUGAGGUGGUUCUUUGUUUGUUGGCAGGAAGGAGCAUGUGCUUCGCUCAAGAGCCUGUCAAAGUGGUUGAUGGUGAGACAUGCAAGGGCGGUAGUCUGGCGUGGUCGUUGGGACAAGAGGAUGAAACACUGGUUUUUGAAUGUAGGGACCCGGUUGCCCUCCUGGACCCUUCUGAUCCGAGGUAUGUUUUCGGCGAAAAGACACCGUCAGAAAGCGUUCUGCUCGACGAAAGAAUCCGCAAGGCGACUCUGACGCUGAACAAGCCCGCCAAUAACGCUUACACUCUUACAGUUCCGGAAAAGCCGAAGACUGACAUCAAGGUCGUCUAUAUCUGUCGAAAGAAUAAUGUGGCUGGUGUAGGGGGUGUGUCGCCUGCGUCUUCUCUAGAUUCCUUUCCAAAAGAUCUCGACAAGUGCACCAUCACUAUCACGGUAGUUGGCAAACCUGACAACACUGAAGACAAUAAGCAUCCACUGCCUCCUGCUCUAGAAGACCAAAAAGAUGAUCCAGCUUUGUCUGACAAGACCUAUUCGUGCUCUGACGUCCACGACACGAAUAUCACAGUCUCGGCACCGAACACGAACCUGAAGCUGCAGUGUCCUAGUUCACUCAUUUUUGAGCCCACGAAAGCUGCCGAAGUAUUUGAUGACGAGGACGGUGAAUGCAAGACUGCAAAAGCGCUAAGCGUUCUUGUCCCAGAGGCGGAAAGGCGAGACGAAAGCGGCGUGUUGACUUUGAAAAUUCCUCGUCUUCCUGCAGGGUCGAAGAAUACGGCUCUUUGCUAUCGCUGCCGAACUGCAUCCGCUGGGAGUCAGAGGGAGACUGAACAGGGGUGCGCAUUCCGGAUCUCUGUCGUGUCAGCUGAGUCCUCUGCAUCGAUUGCUUCAGGGUUAACUAGCUCUGGAGCCAUUUUUAUUUACAUUGUCGGAGCCGCAUUAGGCGAUGUGAAGCAUUUUCUUCAUUGA